This is a messenger RNA of Panicum virgatum (switchgrass), 3886 nucleotides long. RefSeq names its product disease resistance protein RPM1-like. Gene Ontology annotation, molecular function: ADP binding. The record is from RefSeq and is a predicted model, not a curated record. Gene Ontology annotation, biological process: defense response to other organism. The transcript is spliced from 2 exons. The coding region runs from base 880 to 3603 and encodes 907 amino acids. Lineage: Eukaryota; Viridiplantae; Streptophyta; Magnoliopsida; Poales; Poaceae.
AAAGUGAUACUUUUCCCCUUGCCAUUUUCUGUCUUGAUUUGCUGAAGAUGAUUUCUCUAGUGUUUGUUUGCAUAUCUUAGAAGAAGAAAAUCAUGGUUCAUUCGAUUUGAUCUACAGGUUACGCUCCUAAUAUAAGUAGGUUAAUUGACUUUCAAAUCAGGGAUAUAUUGUGUUUCUUUGCCUUAGGUUCUUCAUUCUUGGAUCCUGGAUAUGAUCCCUCUAAGCACUUGUACAUCGUACAUACCAAGUCAAUAUGAUCCUGUAGGCGUGAGAUUUGAAGUAUAUUAAGUUCAGUAACGAAUCGUAAAAGUUGUAGAACAUACGAUUGAAUCUGGCAUUUGUGGUUGUGUGGAUGCAUUUUCUUGGCAUAGUAGAGUAUAAAUAAACAAAAAACCUUUUUUAGAGGAGAAGCAACAAUUUCUUCUAGAACGAGGUGAUGAGAAGAAAGAAAUUUUGAGUGAUUUGUUUUCCGGGCCCACAGUACCGACCCUUCCUCUUCUUCCCCCAACCGGGGCAUCUCUCGCCGUCUUGCGCCGCCGGCGAUAAUGGACCCCGCGGGUCGAGCGGCCAGCCUCACGCCGCCGGUGAACUGUCAAAGAUGCGCAGCCUGCACUCCCAGUGCCCCGCCUGCGGGCUGCGCAGUGGGCAGUUAGUUACUGUAACAUCCCGUGAACAUGGGUCCUGGCUUUUAGAUCCAUCCGGUUCUUGCCGUUUAUUUUCUUUGUUAGCAACAAUCUCUUCUGCCAUCACUCUAUCUUUAAUCUUGAUGCUUGCCUCGAGUGCAUUUCAUCCCUUCUUGAUGCUGCAGAGUUUUGCUGACUUGAGCGCCUGGACUGCGGCCCCCCUUUUUAGUCCGCCGGCGAGUCUCCAGCAGCAGACAUGGCAGAAGCGGUACUCCUUGCUCUCACAAAGAUUGGUAGCGUUUUAGCAGAUGAAACUGCCAAGACCAUGCUGGCCAAACUAUCUGAAAAGGUUAAUAAUCUGAGAGAUCUGGAAGACAAGAUCGAGCAAAUAAGGAAGCAACUGACUGCCAUGAACAAUGUUAUACGGAAGAUUGGUACGGUAUACCUAACUGAUGAAGUAGUCAGGGGUUGGAUUGGGGAAGUGCGAAAGCUGGCCUAUCGUGUUGAGGAUGUAAUGGACAAGUACUCAUAUCACACACUUCAAUUGGAGGAAGAAUGGUUUCUGAAGAAGUUUUUCAUAAAAGGAUCACACUAUGUCUUGGUUUUUAGUCAAAUUGCAGAUGAGGUGGUCAAGAUCGAAAAGGAGAUCAAGAAUGUUAUAGAACUUAAAGAGCAGUGGUUGCAGCCAUCACAGCUUGUUCCUGACCAGUUUAUUGAGAUGGAAAGACAACGGUCGCAAGACAGCUUCCCUCUACUCGUCAAAGAUGAAGAUCUUGUUGGGAUUGAAGAUAACAGGACAACACUAACCAAAUGGCUGUACUCUGAUGAGCUUGACAGCACGGUGAUAACCAUAUCAGGUAUGGGCGGACUUGGAAAAACGACCCUUGUUACAAAUGUUUAUGAACGUGAAAAAAUCAACUUUCCUGCUCCUGCAUGGAUGGUUGUGUCCCAGACCUACACUAUGGAUGCUCUACUUAGGAAGUUACUCAUGAAGGUUGGUGGUGAACAGCAGAAUAUUGACAAAUUAGAUGUGCAUGAUUUGAAAGAAAAAAUAAAGCAAAAGCUCAAAAAUAGGAAAUGUUUGAUUGUAUUGGACGAUGUCUGGGACCAAGAGGUGUACAUUCAAAUGUCUGAUGCAUUCCAAAAUCUCCAGGCAAGCCGCAUCAUUAUCACGACAAGGAAGAAUCAUGUGGCUGCUCUUGCUCACCCAACACGUCACCUUGAUCUCCAGCCUCUGAGCAACAUUCAUGCAUUUGAUCUCUUCUGCAGAAGGACUUUUUAUAACAAGAAGGACCACACAUGCCCCAAUGACCUUGUGGAGGUUGCUACUUCUAUAGUAGAUAGGUGCCAGGGAUUACCACUAGCAAUUGUAUCAAUUGCUAGCCUAUUAUCUUCAAGGCCACGGACGUAUUACAUUUGGAAUCAAAUGUACAGUCAGCUUCGAAGUGAGCUAUCAAAAAAUGAUCAUGUCCGAGCAAUUUUGAACCUGAGCUACCAUGAUCUAUCAGGAGACCUCAGAAAUUGCUUCUUGUACUGCAGCCUCUUCCCUGAAGAUUAUCCAAUCUCACGUGAGAGCUUGGUGAGGCUUUGGGUUGCAGAAGGCUUUGUGGUGAGCAAAGAAAACAAUACAUCGGAGGAGGUAGCUGAGGGAAACCUCAUGGAACUAAUCCACCGCAAUAUGCUGGUCACAAUGGAAACUGAUGAGCAGGGAAGGGUGAGUACAUGUACAAUGCAUGAUAUUGUGCGAGAUCUUGCCCUUGCUGUUGCAAAAGAUGAGAGGUUUGGCACUGCAAAUAAUUAUGGAGCAAUGAUACUGAUGGAUAACGAUAAGGAUGUUCGACGCCUAUCAUCUUAUGGAUGGAAAGACAUUGCAUCACUAAAAGUAAAACUUCCACGUCUUCGAACUCUAGUGUCACUUGGAACAAUUUCAUCCUCCCCAGACAUGUUAUUGUCAAUUUUGUGUGAAUCCAGUUACCUAACUGUUCUCGAGCUACAAGAUUCUGAAAUUACUGAAGUGCCAGCAUCUAUAGGGACUCUGUUCAACUUACGUUACAUUGGCUUGCGCCGUACCAAGGUCAGGUCACUCCCUGAUUCUGUUGAGAAGCUCUUGAACCUCCAGACUCUAGACAUCAAGCAAACAAAAAUAGAGAGACUGCCACGAGGGAUCUCUAAGAUUAAGAAGCUGCGACACCUUUUAGCUGACAGAUAUGCUGAUGAGAAGCAGUCGCAAUUUCGGUACUUCAUUGGAAUGCAAGCACCUAAAGAUCUGUCGAACUUGGAAGAACUGCAGACUCUUGAGACUGUGGAAGCCAGCAAGGAUUUGGCUCAACAGCUGAAGAAACUGAUGCAGCUAAGGACUGUGUGGAUUGACAACAUUUGUGCUCUUGAUUGUGCAAAUAUAUUUGCCGCCCUAUCAAAUAUGCCACUACUUUCCAGCUUGCUUCUUUCUGCAAAGGAUGAAAAUGAGGCACUUUGCUUUGAUGCUCUCAAACCAAUGUCGACAGAACUUCAUAGGUUGAUUAUCAGAGGGCAAUGGGCUAAGGGAACCCUGCAGUGCCCGAUAUUUCAAGGCCAUGGGAGACAUCUCAGGUAUUUAGCUCUAAGUUGGUGUGAACUUGGGGAAGAUCCACUGGAGAUGCUCGCACCACACUUGCCAAACCUCACAAACCUGAGACUUAACAACAUUCGUAGUGCAAAGACUUUGGUUCUUCCUGAAGGAUCAUUUCCCCACCUUAAGAUGCUUGUGUUGAAGCACAUGCCUAAUGUCAACCAGCUGGUGAUAGGAAAAGGCGCCCUCCCUUGCAUUGAAGGUCUGUACAUUGUGUCCCUGGUGGAGCUAGAUAAGGUCCCUCAAGGCAUCGAAUUGCUUCGCUCCCUGAAGAAGCUCUGGCUAGUGAACCUGCACAGGGGCUUUCUACCUCAGUGGAACAAGAGCGAGAUGCACCAUAAGAUGCAGCAUGUCAUAGAGAUUCGUGUUUAGGCGCGGUGGAUUGGUUCCUUCUGCAUUACUGUUCUUCUAUGGAUCUAGCACUGGCAACCGUCAACAACAUACUGUUACUGAGUCAUUGACAUCUUCGGCAGGGCUCCACAUUUCAAUCUGAAUCAAUUAACUGGUGACUGUAGCACUGCUUAAAACUUGUGAAAUUUUUAUAUUUGUCUUUGGGAAGCUCGCCCAAGUAUUUGUGCUGCUUAUUCAGUUGUUAUCUGCUUGAUUUUAUUGCAAGAACAAGUGCCAUUUGAAUUUGACUUGAUUUUGUCUAUAA